Messenger RNA from Triticum turgidum subsp. durum (durum wheat), 426 nucleotides. The record is from the annotation of a GenBank genome assembly. NCBI's taxonomy places the organism in Eukaryota, Viridiplantae, Streptophyta, Magnoliopsida, Poales, Poaceae.
AUGCCGAGUUCGCCGGCGGAAGAAGAUCAUCCGUCGAGUCGUCCAUCACCUGAGGCUGUUACACCAGAGGUGCCAGAGGCGUCUGAUCGUGCUCAGGUGGAGUCCAAGGAGGUUCAGCUCUCAGACAUGCUAGCAAUCACUCUCGAUGACACUCACGUGCAGAUUAUGGUGCUUCGUUACUUGGAAACCAAAAAGGACAUAGAGGAAGUGUGCACAUAUAAGAAAAUUUCUGAGUGUUUUGAAUCAAUUGUGCCCGAACCAGAUAAUCAGAUAGAUCGUGAUCCAUUGCAAUCACCUCCAUCCCCAUCUAACUUAACAUUAUCUCAUGUUUUUUCAUUACAUGAUGUUAAGGAACCAGAUUCACAUAAAGAGAUCAAAGUUGAUGAGACAUAUGAUUAUCUCCCACAAGGGAGCUCAAUUGGGUGA